AUGUCAAAUAGGCAUCUUUUCAAUUCAGCCGACGGUCUCGUCAACAAGGCUCUGAGAGGCAUCAUCACUUAUAACCCAUCUCUGAGUUUAGAUGAAACUAACAGAGUGGUAUACGACACUACCUAUGACAAGGCCAAGGUGGUCCUUAUCAGUGGAGGCGGUUCCGGACACGAACCAGCAUGGACCGGCUAUGUAGGCAAGAACAUGCUCACAGCUUCUGUUCAAGGAGACAUCUUUGCCAGCCCCAGCACGAAACAAAUCGUUGCAGCAGUUGACGCUGUUCCCAGUGACACAGGCACCAUUCUAGUCAUUACAAACUACACUGGUGAUUGCUUGCAUUUUGGACUGGCCAACGAAAAAGCCAAUGCCAAGGGCCACAACUGCCGAACCAUUAUUUGCGGUGACGAUGUUUCUGUUGGCAAAAACGGAAGCAUGGUUGGCCGCAGAGGCUUGGCCGGCCAGAUCGGCGUCCUCAAGGUCAUGGGUGGCGCUGCUGGGGCUGGAGGUUCUCUUGAUGAAGUUUACAACCUUGGCGUGGCAUUUUCGCAGCAGAUUGUGUCGAUUGCAGCAACCUUGGACCACUGCCAUGUUCCCGGUCGUACAGAGCACGGCAUGCUGCAGGAGAACGAGGUUGAGCUCGGCACAGGCCCUCACAACGAACCCGGCUAUAAGAAGCUAUCACCCGCGCCAUCAGCGUCCGAACUUGUCGGACAAAUCCUACGGCACUGUCUAGAUGAAAAGGAUCCUGAGCGCGGUUACGUUAACUUUGCCCCUGGAGAUGAAGUCGUGCUGCUCGUCAGCAACUUUGGCGGCAUGUCCCAUUUGGAGAUGGGUGCACUGGUGGACGAGCUCUUGGAGCAGUUGUCAAGAGAUUGGAAGAUUGAGCCUGUUCGGAUAUGCGCCGGGUUUCUCGAAACAUCUCUCAACGCCCCUGCAUUUUCCGUAUCCUUCAUCAACGUCACGGCGGCAGCAAAGAACUGCAGCUACUCUGUCGAAGAGAUCAAGUCCUUCUUUGACGUCAGGACAACUACGUUCUGGGAAUCCAUGGCUGGGUCACAAGCUCAACGACGCACUCGGCAGCAACAACUCGUCCAGCCGCCAAAGGAGGAGAUCAAGACGGUCGAUGAGCGAAGGGACUUGGCCAUCAAUCCCGUUCUUCUAGAAAGCAUGCUUCGAAACGCCUGUGAAGCUCUGAUCAAGGCCGAGCCCGACCUGACCAAGUGGGAUACCGUAAUGGGCGACGGAGACUGUGGAGAGACGCUCAAGACCGGUGCCACAUCCCUUCUCACGGCACUCGACUCUGGAUUGGCCAAGGCCGGAUCAGUCGUCAAGGUUCUCCUAGAGCUCGAAGACAUCGUGGAGAGCAAGAUGGGCGGUACUUUGGGCGGCAUCCUGGGCAUCUUCUUCGUCUCCUUGCGCGCAGCUGUUGAGAAGAACAUUGGCCUGGCCCAGAACCCAGUCGCACUCUGGGGCGCCGCUCUUGGAACUGCUCUCGAAAACCUCCGCCGAUACACCCCAGCCAAGGUUGGAGAUCGUACCGUCAUGGAUACCCUCAUCCCCUUUGCUGCGGUCAUGGGAGAGUCUGGCUUCAAUAGCGGCGUCAAGGCGGCUGAGGAUGGGGCAGACGCCACCAAGACGAUGAGGCCUAGAUUGGGUAGAGCAACCUAUGUCGGCGUGUCGAACGAGAGCAAGGAGCUGCCACCUGAUCCAGGUGCUUGGGGAGCUAUGGUAGCCAUUCGCGGUUUGCAGGAAGGACUGGUUGUAGCAACUUAG
Molecule: messenger RNA, 1773 nt
Organism: Trichoderma aggressivum f. europaeum
Lineage: Eukaryota; Fungi; Ascomycota; Sordariomycetes; Hypocreales; Hypocreaceae
Exons: 1
Coding region: 1-1773 (590 amino acids)
Biological process (GO): glycerol catabolic process
Cellular component (GO): cytosol
Molecular function (GO): glycerone kinase activity; ATP binding
Source: RefSeq, a predicted model, not a curated record